Syngnathus acus (greater pipefish) is the source of this 6859-nucleotide messenger RNA. It is a transcript of the gene brd4, whose product is annotated as bromodomain containing 4. Bases 676 to 5364 code for a protein of 1562 amino acids. The record is from RefSeq and is a predicted model, not a curated record. Gene Ontology annotation, cellular component: chromatin; nucleus. NCBI's taxonomy places the organism in Eukaryota, Metazoa, Chordata, Actinopteri, Syngnathiformes, Syngnathidae. The transcript has 18 exons. Gene Ontology annotation, biological process: chromatin remodeling; positive regulation of transcription elongation by RNA polymerase II.
AGGGGUGGAAUGAACAAGCACGUAUGGCAGCCAGAGGAAGGGAGGGGUGUGUGUGUGUGCGUGCGCGAGUGUGUGGGCCGAGGCUCCAGUGAAUGAGGAAGCAGCCGAGCCAUUUUUCCUCUUGAGAAACUGCAUGCUGGUCCACCCGUGCUAGAGAGGCAGCGAGCGAGGCGAUCAAAGUCCUCCUCCCGGAGUCUCUCCGGGGUCCUCGCGAGGCCGGCCUUGCGUGCCUCCCCGCUCGCCGCUUGCUUUUCAUUUCAGUUAGGGAGGCCCCCGAAGAGGACACAAUGGAGCGCAGAGCCUUUGGCAACUGGGCCGUUGUACUACUGAGAGGGGGAUGGGGCAGAGAGAAGACCGGUUCACACAGCUAACGCAGCCUGCCGGCUGCCGCCUAGCCUGGCCUCUCCUCCGAUCCCGACCCAGCUCUUCCCGUCUGCCGGGCUAUUUUUUUCCUGGAACAGCCAACCCCCCCACCACCCCUCCUCUCAAAACUCCAUUUGGACUACGCAAUGGAUUUACCCAUCAUGUUUUGUGGGAUUUUAGGAUACGCACCAUAGCCUCGAGUUUUAAAUCUGCGUUCUGGAUGACAGAAAAGGAAAAACAAAGUUUCCUAAUCGCUUUUUAACCCUUCUUUUGGGGAUUGUGGCUUGUUUCCGUGCGCUGGAGUUGAUCUAAAUGGAUUACAAGAUGCAUGCCAAGUCCAACGAUUUGCUGGAUUUCCAAAAACUGGAUGCCCUUCUGGAAAAGAUUGCACAUUCAGUCUCGGUGAAAAGAGAGUCCGGCGAGGAGUGCAAUGGGAUCAGUGGUGCUCUGUCAGUGGAGUCUGUGCCGGGGCCAAGAUUGAACUGGUGCACUGCCAACAGCGCUCCCCCUGCCCCCGCGCCGGGGCCCGAGCCCAUGCCCAACCCCGUCAGGAUGGGGGACGGGCUGGACGCAGCGCAGAUGUCGAGCAGCAGUAGCAGCAGCGGCGGCGGCGGCCAGGGGCAGCCCCACAGCGGCGGCAACCCCCCGCCCCCGGAAUACAUCAACCUUGACAGGCCUAAGCGCCAGACCAAUCAGCUGCAGUACCUGCUCAAGGUGGUGGUCAAGUCCCUGUGGAAGCACCAGUUCGCCUGGCCCUUCCAUUUACCGGUCGAUUCUGUCAAACUCAAUCUGCCCGACUACUACACCAUCAUAAAAAGUCCGAUGGACAUGGGAACAAUCAAGAAAAGGCUUGAAAACAGCUACUACUGGAAUGCCCAAGAAUGUAUCCAAGACUUCAACAAGAUGUUUACCAACUGCUACAUGUACAAUAAGCCUUCGGACGACAUCGUCUUAAUGGCCAAGGCGCUAGAGAAGGCUUUCCUCCAAAAGGUCGCCGACAUGCCUCAGGAAGAAAUUGAGAUUGCCGUCAUGACAGGGAAAGGCCGGGGCCGAGGUCGGAGAGACGCCGGUCUCAGCUUGAAACCCGGGGCGAUCAUCGACCCUUCGUCCACCACCCCUCAAACGCGAGGUCUGUCCAACCUCUCGGCGGUGGCUCAGAGCAGAGGACCGGUGCAGGGCCCGCCUUCACUACCUCCUCAGCCUUUAAUGCAGGCCCUCCCGUCCCACGUUCCCCCGACGUUACCGGGCCACGCGGCGUCGCUCGGAGCGCCUUACGCUUUGGGCCAAUUGGAUUGCACUCUGCAAGUUCCCAUGAUGACCUCCGUGCCUCCUCCUGUUCAGACCUCCCUUCCCCCGGCGUCCAUCCAGAGCACCGCCCCCAUGCUGCAAAACCCGAUCACCAUGACCAAACAAAGAAAGAGCCAGAAAAGAAAAGCGGACACCACAACACCCACCGCUAACGACCAGCUCAGCGAGUCCUCGCCGGCCGAGUCCAAGUCGGGCAAGACCCUGCCCAGGCGGGAGAGCACCCGCCCCACCAAACUGAUCAAGAAAGAGGCGCCCGACUCGCAGCAUCAAGUAGCCAUGGGCCUGGGAAUGAGCGGGCCCAGUAGCGGCCACAGCCCCGUCCCGCAAGAUCAACUGGGCUAUUGCUUAAGUCUGGUCCGGGAGAUGUUGUCCAAGAAGCACACCAUCUACGCCUGGCCCUUCUACAAACCCGUCGACGUGGCCGCGCUCGGCCUGCACGAUUAUCAUGACAUCAUCAAACAUCCCAUGGACCUCAGCACCAUUAAGGCCAAGCUGGAGAACAGGCAAUACCGGGAGCCGCAGGAAUUUGCUGCCGACGUGCGGUUAAUGUUUUCCAACUGCUAUAAAUAUAAUCCGCCUGACCACGAGGUGGUGGCUAUGGCACGCAAGCUGCAGGAUGUGUUUGAGAUGCGCUUUGCCAAGAUGCCAGAUGAGCCCGAGUCCAAGCCGCUCGCCUCCGUCCCGGCGCCUCCGCUCCACCACCCCGCCCCGGUGAAACCCCAGCCUCCCAUGGCCCGCGUCGCCUCCUCCUCCGACAGCUCCAGCGAUUCCUCCUCCGAGUCCGAGUCUUCCACCGACGACUCGGAGGAGGACCGAGCUCAGCGGCUGGCGGAGCUCCAGGAGCAGGUCGGUAUCAAACGAGAACACUUUGGUUACACCGCCAGUCCUCGUUCGCGAUUAGCACGCGCUCCCCUUGUCUCUGUGCAGCUGAAGGCCGUCCACGAGCAGCUGGCCGCCCUUUCCCAGCCGCAAGCCAGCAAACCAAAGAGAAAAGAGAAGGAAAAGAAGGAGAAGAAGAAAGAGAAACACAAGAAGAAAGUUGGCAUGCCCUGCCUCGUCGAGGAGAUCCAGGAUGCCGCACCUGUUUCGCAGCUGUCGAAAAGGACCAAGACGAGUACAAAUAACAAUAAAGAGCUUCCCAAGAAGAAAUCCAGUAAAAAAGAGGCGAUGAAAAACAACCAGCCCCCCAACCUUCCGCCCAUCCUCGGCCUGGAAGACGACCCGGCGGGCUCGUCGGCCUCGUCGGAGAAAUGCAAGCCAAUGACGUACGAAGAGAAGAGGCAACUCAGUCUGGACAUCAAUAAGCUUCCCGGCGACAAACUGGGCCGCGUGGUCCACAUCAUCCAGUCGAGAGAGCCCUCGCUCAAGAACUCCAACCCCGACGAGAUCGAGAUUGACUUUGAGACGCUCAAGCCUUCCACUCUGCGAGAGCUGGAGCGCUACGUGUCCACGUGCCUUCGCAAGAAAAAGAAGAGCGGAGCUGAGAAAUCUCUGGAGUCUAUGGUUUCUUCCAAAAAGCCGGGAUCUUCUUCAGACAGCAGCGGCUCCAGCUCCGAUAGCGAAACCGAAGCUCCGGGGAUGAUGAAAGCGUUAAAGAAGAAGGCCCAACCUGUGAAGGAGAGCAAGAAGACGCAUUCGCACAUGCCGGGCGCCCCCGCUCAGCUUGCGCUUCAUCAAAUGGCGACUUUUCAGCCUCCGAUGAAGCAGCAUCAGCCCCCCCCACCUCUGGACUACAUGCCCCCUCCCGUAGCCGCCCUGGAGUCUUCCCAAAUGCUGGAGAACAGCUUCGAUCCCUUGCCGUCGUUCGGCCAGCCCCUCAUGCAUCUUUCCCACCAUACGGGAAACUCCUCGUCCCCCGCCCCGCCUCAGCUCAGCGCCAAUAGCGCCGGGCCGGUGUCCCCCGAGACGCACCCCUUCCUCAACCAUCCCAUUCUGCCCUCUCCAGCCUUGCACACUUCCAUGCCUCAGCAGCCGUCUCGACCGAGUCACAAGGCAGCGCCUCUUCAUCCCAAACUUGCCCAGCAGCAGCAGCCAGCGCCUCCCCAGCAGCAGCCAGUGUUGCAGCAGCAGCCGACAUUGCAGCAGCCUGCGUUGCAGCAUCCCCCUCUCCAGCCCCAGUCGGCCCCUCCGCCGCAUCAGCUUCCCCCGCAGAUCCUCCACCCUCCUCAGCCCAUGCAUCAGCGGCCCCUGUCCCCGCCCACACUCACGCCGCAAGGCUUGCUGUCUUCGCAGCCUCCCCAGAUGCUGCUGGAGGACGACGACGACGCGGUCUCCUCGGCGCCCCUCAACCAAGUGCAAUUGUACCUGCAGCAGUUCCAACAAGCCCGUCAGCCCCAGCAGUCUUUGCAGUCGCUCCAGGCGCAGGCUCGUCAGCAGCAGCAGCAAGCGGGACAACAGUCGUCUCUGCUCCAGUCAAUCCAGAGCCAACCCCAACUCUCCUCCCAAGCCACGCUGCCCACUCCCCAGCUCCCGCUUCAGGUGCAGGCUCCGGUAGCCCUGCCGCAUCAAGCCCCGUCCCAGCAGAUGUCCCUCCACCAGAGUCGCCACCUGCCGCCUCAGCAGCAAGCGCCGCCGCCCCCGCAGCAGCAACAGCAGCAGCUGAACUACCAGCAGGUUUCCACGCUCAUCGGUCAGCCUCAGGGGCCUUCACACAAGGUGGCCAUGGCCACCGGCAACAAAGCACAGCAGAUCAUCCAGCCCCUGGCGCAGCUGUCCCCUCGGCCGCCCAAGCCGGACCUUUUCAUCGGAGGUCACAUGAGGGACAACCCAUCCCCUCUAAUGAUGCAUUCCCCGCAACUUCCUCAGUACCCGCCCGUGUCUCACCAGUCUCCGCCUCACAAUAUGCAGUCCAAAAAGCCGAGGGUGCCCGGCAAUCAAGUAGCGCUCAAAGACGACAAACUUCCCCCCUCACCCGUGAUGAGAGGAGAGCCUUUCAACCCAGCCAUGAGGCCCGAGCAUCACAAGCAUCCCGACAGCAAGCCCACUCAGCCGGGCCUCGGCCAACAGAAUGUGAAGUCCUUGGACAGCUCUCGGCCUGUCAUCCGCUCUUCUGAGCCCAGCAUACCGCCGCCCUCCCUGCAAGACAAGGAGAAGUUCAAGCAGGACUCCAAGGCUCCCUCUGCACCCAAAAAGGAUGUGAAACUGAAGAACAUGGGCUCGUGGGCCAGUCUUGCCCAGAAGUCCACGUCGACGCCGAUGUCCGCCGUCAAGUCGUCGAGCGACAGCUUCGAGCAGUUCCGCCGGGCCGCCCGCGAGAAGGAGGAGCGGGAGAAGGCACUGAAAGCGCAAGCCGAGCAGGCGGAAAAAGACCGAAUGCGCCGAGAGCAGGACAAACUUCGAGGUCGAGAUGAUGACGAUGUCCUGGAGACGAGCAGGAGGGUGCACGAGGAACCGCGCAGGCGUCUGGAGCAGCCGCAGCAGCACAUCCAAGUGCCCCCGCAGCAGCCCGAGCCUCCGCCAGCUGUGAUCCGAACGCCCCCCCAGCAGCAGCAGCAGCCGCCGCCGCAGCAGCAGCCGCCACCGCAGCCCCCCACGCCGCCUCAGCCCGCCGCCGUCCAAAGCCCACUCGACCAGCAGAGGGAGAUGGCCCGCCGACGGGAACAGGAGAGGAGGCGGCGAGAAGCGAUGGCAGCAACAAUUGACAUGAAUUUCCAAAGUGACUUAAUGGCGAUCUUUGAGGAGAACAUCUUCUGAGGAGACGAGGAAUGGAAAGACAAGGAGAAGGAAAGGAAACAAACUGCAAAUCAAGACCCCCUCCCGACACACACACAAAGAGGGGACAAGCAACUUUUUUAAAGAGGGACGACUGAGCGGACGUCACGUCAUCAUUAUCAUCACCUCCCUUUGGGAGAAAGACGCCAUGUCGGUACUCUUUGCCUUUUUUGCCUCCGCCAUCUUGCGGGGGGGUGGAGGGGUGUAACGACAACAAUAAUUUGGACUCGAAGCUCUGAUUCUUUACUGACACAAGACGCUUGGAGCACGCUUGUUUCUGGAACUGAAGUGGACAACAAGAUUUGCUCGUUUUUUUUUUAUGAUUGUUGUAUGUGAACACAUGAGAUGAGCGGGGCGGGCGGGCGGGGGAGGGAGGGUGGGGGCUUCCACACUGUAAAACAUGUCUAUCUCUCAAUAGAGAAGGUACACUUUGCCUUACACAUCUCUCUCUUUAAGACCAGGAGGUUCUGUGGCCUGCACACGCACGCACACACACACACACACACACACAGUUGAAAAAUGACAUUUACUACAAACAACUACGACAUGUAGGAGCAGUCAUCCUCUUAGUAUCUACUGUAAAGAAGUAUUUUCUUAUACUACAAUAACUCUUUAUUUUGGAGCUUUUAUUUUGACUUUUCUUUACCGACACACUCCACACACAGACACACGCAUCUCUAUGCCAAACAACUUUUUAUGCUCGGUCCUCGUCAUGUCAUAGGUAGCUAGAUAAAUUUUUAAAAAAAAUAUAUGCAUUAUCAUAGCUCCAGCAAGUAUUUAAUUAACAGUUGAAGUCAUAUUUUGAAAUCACUGACAGGACACAGAGGUUGAUAUUCCAGAGCUUCAGCUAUUAUUAUUACAAUGGUGGUUUCACUACAGAACAAAAAGCUUGCACCGCUUUCCUUGUACUCCAUAUCGGCAGUCACACUACUGGAUUCACUCGGACACAUUCUCUAAUUUACAAGUUUAAAAAAAAAAAAAAAAAAAAAGACUGAUUGGAGCCCGUUUUUAGUUCUUUUUAGUGGACGUGACUUCUUUGGGAUGACGUUGUCUCUCCUGGUGUUUGUUUUUCUCCAGUGCCUGUAUUAAUUUUAUUAUUAUUAUUACUAUUGUAUUGUAAUUCUCCUUUCGCUUAUGUUACACUCAAAGGGGGCGGGGCUAGAGUGUAAUAUCUGAACAGGUGAGUUUGAGUGAAUGUCAUUCUUUUUGUUUGUUUUUCAACAAGUUUGUGUAUAAAAGAGGAACACAAAAAGCGGAAAAAAAAAGGACGUUUUAUAUCUGACCCGACAUUUGGGAUUUUAAAUGUGGCUGGACUUUGCUCUCGUUUUAGUCUCAGCGUGGACACAUUUUGCUUUGGAUUCUGCCCAUGUGUGUUUGUGUACAUUUGAGUGGCUGCGCGGUUGUGUGUGUGUGUGUUUAUAACUUUUUUAAACAUAUUUGCGUUCUAUUGAAGAGAAUAAACAGUACUUCAGGAGAA